Cladophialophora immunda is the source of this 3595-nucleotide messenger RNA. RefSeq lists its product as uncharacterized. The record is from RefSeq and is a predicted model, not a curated record. Gene Ontology annotation, biological process: proton transmembrane transport. Gene Ontology annotation, molecular function: antiporter activity. Gene Ontology annotation, cellular component: membrane. The transcript has 2 exons. NCBI's taxonomy places the organism in Eukaryota, Fungi, Ascomycota, Eurotiomycetes, Chaetothyriales, Herpotrichiellaceae. The coding region runs from base 135 to 3026 and encodes 963 amino acids.
GUCUCCCACAUGCCAGUCCCUUAAGCACCACCAUCUCCGUCUCGCAACCUCAUCCUUUAUCUCCUGCUUGUUUUCACCCUUCGGUCCCAAUCCACUUGUCGAGCCUCGACUGAAUCUCCAACACACAGGCCAACAUGGCCACUGCUACCGUCACCGACUUCAUCACAAAGACGGUCAAUGCCACGGCAGCGACAAGCACCUCCAGCUCUCGAGCAACUCCCCAAGGCGGUGUCUUUGAAGGCCUCAAUCCCACCCAUUAUGACCCCAAGAAUCCCAUUACCCUCUUCAUCAUCCAGGCCGCUAUAGUUAUUAUCCUCACACGUAUCAUCCAUGUGCCGCUGGCCUAUCUCCGUCAGCCCAGAGUGAUCGCCGAGGUCAUCACUGGCAUCAUACUGGGCCCGUCCGUGAUGGGGAGGAUUCCCGGAUUCACAAAUGCCAUAUUUCCCACCAGUUCCAUGCCAGCCUUUACACUGGCCGCCAACCUCGGUUUGGUCCUGUUCUUGUUUCUCGUUGGAUUGGAAGUCGACUUGCGCUUUCUCGCCAGCAACUGGCGCAUCGCUCUCAGCGUGGGUGCUCUUGGAAUGGCUAUCCCUUUCGGCCUUGGUUGUGGUAUUGCAUGGGGCCUCUAUCGCGAUUUCCGGAAUGAUUCUGGUCUGGCUCCCAUUAGCUUUGGUGUGUACAUGCUGUUCAUUGGCGUGGCCAUGGCAAUCACCGCAUUUCCCGUCCUUUGCCGUAUUUUGACUACUCUGAAAUUACUCAGCACUCCGGUUGGGGUUAUCGUGCUCUCAGCCGGGGUCGGUAAUGAUGUCGUCGGCUGGAUAUUACUUGCCCUCUGUGUUGCCCUCGUCAACUCUGGCGCCGGCCUCACCGCUUUAUGGAUCCUCCUCGUCGCCAUUGGUUACGCAUUGUUCUUGGUCUUUGCUGUCCGACCGGUCGUCAUGUGGUUCCUUCGAAGGACGGGGAGCCUCGCAAACGGCCCGACGCAAACGGUGGUCGCAUUAACAAUCCUCCUCGUCCUGGCCUCUGCAUUCUUCACCGGGAUCAUUGGAAUUCAUCCCAUUUUCGGCGCCUUCAUGAUAGGGCUAAUGUUGCCUCAUGAAGGAGGCUUUGCUAUCAAACUUACAGAAAAGAUUGAAGAUCUCGUCGGCGUUCUCUUUCUACCCCUUUAUUUUGCCCUGUCAGGUUUGGGCACCAAUCUUGGGCUUCUCAACAACGGCCUGACAUGGGGCUAUGUGGUCGGGGUUUGUGCAGUCGCCUUCGUUGGCAAGAUUGCCGGCGGAACGCUGGCGGCCCGCUUGAAUGGCCUAGUCUGGCGAGAAUCAUUCACAAUUGGCGUUCUGAUGUCGUGCAAGGGCUUGGUCGAGCUGAUUGUCCUCAAUAUCGGGCUACAGGCCAAAAUCCUCAGCACCCGAACCUUCACAAUCUUCGUCGUCAUGGCCCUCAUCACCACGUUCGCGACGACACCAUUGACUGUGUGGCUCUAUCCGGCUUGGUAUCAGCGGAAAUUGGAGCUUUGGAAGCAGGGCAAGAUCGAUUGGGACGGUAACCAGCUUCACCCCGACACUGACGAUACGGACUCUACGAGUGAGGCAGACAUUCUUCGCAAAACAAACGUUGCGAAGAAGGUGCUGGUCUAUCUUCGCCUUGACGGGCUUCCCGGCCUGUUCACCAUGGUCUCCCUACUUGCGCACAAACCCGAGGAGGAACCUGUCGAGCCGCAGGAGCAGACCAAAAACAGCGAGCCGUUGAUGUUGAAUGCGCAAGCCCUCAGCUCAGUAGUCCGGCUCCGCCGCCCUCUUCAAGUGCAUGGUCUUCGUCUUAUGGAGCUCACGGAACGUGAGUCGAGCGUCAUGCGUGUCUCGGAGAUUGAGGAAUUUGCUGGGCGGGACCCGGUCAUCAAGGCGUUUGGUACCUUUGGGCAAUCGUGCGACAUGGCAGUGGGAGGACAAAUUGCUGUGGUGCCCGAUCACAGCUUCUCGGGUACGUUGUUGUCCCGCGCAAGGGAUCUCAAGAGCGACCUCGUGUUGGUCCCUUGGUCCGAGACUGGGACUUUGUCCGAGUAUCCUAGCUUGUUCGAUGCAAAGCCAGGUGAUCCGCUAGCGAACAAGCAAUUUGCGACCCUUGCGCAAGAGAUCUUUGAGAAAGGGAGGGUGACCAGCCACAUUGGGGUUGUUCUUGACAAGACAGUCCUCUGUACGCCAUCUGGUGCAUCGAAGAUUGACUCUCCGGUGCUCGACCGACCGACACGACAACUAAACAGGACAACUACCGGAGUCAGUAUCGUGGAUCAAAUGAACUCGACGGUCCACUUCAAGCUGGCCGAUAGUGGACGAUCCCGGCUCUUCGCCCUCUACCAAGGCAAUAGCGAAGAUGAUCUCUUUGCAGUGCGCCUCGGUCUACAGCUAGCCAAGAAUAAGAAGGUUGAUCUGAAGAUUCUGAACGCAAGAAUUAGCCACGAGUUUGAUGAUGCCAAUCACCAGCCCGAAGACACCGACCAUGAUAACAAGAUGUCCGUCCUAUCGAAGGUGCAUACACUCCGGACACCAACCGACUUUGAGUUUGAUGCCCUCCGAUCCAGCAUUGCGGAUUGUGGCUUCGACGGCAGAGUGACAGUGGUGGACGUGCAGUUGUCGGGUCUGGACGCAAUCGUGACAGCGAUUUCCGAGCCCAGCUCUGCGGAGACGCUUGUUAUCAUCGGUCGAGGCACCUCCCAUAGCCAGACGGCCAACACCGUUUCAGGAGAGUCAUCAAUGUCUAGUUCGAUGGUUAUAUCUGGGGGUGCCGGACAGAGUUCCGCACGCGAGGACAAUCUCGCCUUGGGCCCACUGGCCACACAACUCGUCAAUGUCGUCCGGGAGAGACAAUUGCAGACUGGAUUGCUCGUCGUCCAGGCCCGGAAAGAGAAUGCGUCCGAAAGUCCGGAUGCAUUUGGAGGAUUCGGAGCACCGCCAAAUCCAACGGACACGAGAGGUCUAAAAGGAUUAGCGUUGGCCAAGAAGAUGAGCGCCCUGAGUGAUGACGACUAGGCGCUUUGGUUCUCUUGUCCUCUUCUGCCACUGCUGGUCACUGCAGUUCUCUCUACUUUUCCGGGCAUUUGCUGAGGGUUUACAGCACAGUUUGGGUAUAUACCCAGGGACAUAAAUAUAGCCAGCUAAUUCAUGUCGCCAGUUAGUCAUCAGUCAGUCAGCCAGCCAGCCAUGUGGAUCAACGACAAGCGGGAUUACAUUUACAGAGCAUUUACGACUUGAAUCUGAGUGCAUAUUGGGUCAAAGGGAAGCCAUAUAUAUUCGGAAGAGAAAGUGAUUGAACCAAGAUGCAUGAAUGAAUGAAAACAAGGGAGUGAAAAAGCACCCGUCUGAUAUAUCCCAGUUGUAUAUGUCAUCCGUCUAGCGGUAGAUCUACCAACCUCGACGAGAGACGACUUUCACGCAUAUCUACUUGUUAUGUCUUAGCUCGAUUUCCGCUGAUGUAGAGUUGAUCUGAGCUGAUCUGACAUGAUCUGGUAUGAGUGACUCCCUAUCUACCUACUUAUCUACCCAGGUACCUACCAACUACCGAGGUAAUUCCCCAGUAGAUUGUCCAAGCUGGCUGAUUG